Messenger RNA from Chaetura pelagica (chimney swift), 858 nucleotides. Its product is annotated as sulfotransferase 6B1-like. The coding region runs from base 1 to 858 and encodes 285 amino acids. The transcript has 6 exons. The record is from RefSeq and is a predicted model, not a curated record. Gene Ontology annotation, cellular component: cytoplasm. Gene Ontology annotation, molecular function: sulfotransferase activity. NCBI's taxonomy places the organism in Eukaryota, Metazoa, Chordata, Aves, Apodiformes, Apodidae. Gene Ontology annotation, biological process: sulfation.
AUGUCCAGCCCCAGUGAGGCAGAACUCAUUCACAGGUUUAAGGGGAUUCCCUUUACCACUAGGUCGUCUCCAGAACUUUUAAAUUCCUUGGAUACUUUUGAUGCUAGAGAAGAUGACGUCCUUUUGGUUUCCUACCCCAAAUCUGGCACUCACUGGCUUGCAGGAGUUAUCACAAAGCUUUACAACACUCAAGUUACACUAACAUCUCCCAUUGAAUUUGGUGACAUUUCCAAACUGGAGGAGCUGAAUAAACUCUCAUCAAAAAGAAUCAUCCCAACGCACCUAGACUACCACAUGUUACCUCCAAAUUUUAAGAAUAAAAAAUGCAAGAUGAUAUACAUAAGCAGAAAUCCAAAAGACACUGCAGUUUCCAUGUAUCAUUACUACAGAGAUAACCCAAAUCUUCCCACUGUAGACACUUGGACUGCUUUCUUUGACUUGUUUGUAAAAGGAGAUGUUGUCUGUGGAUCUUGGUUUGAUCAUUUCCUAAGUUGGGAAGAACAUGAAAAUGACAAAAACAUCCUGUUUUUGUUCUAUGAAGACAUGAAGAAGGAUCUGCCUAAGAUUGUAAAGGAAAUUAGUCUGUUCCUGGAUUUAUAUGUCAGUGACAAUGAUGUCCAAGACAUCUGCAAGAAGUCCUCUUUCUCAGAGAUGAAGAGUGACACGGAAAAGGAGAACAGUGAUCCCAGUCAUACUGUUUGUUCACUGACAUCCAACAGGAAGCUGAUUUUCAGAAAAGGUGCUGUUGGUGAUUGGAAGAACCAUUUCACUCCAAAACAGAACCGAAGGUUUGAAGAGAUAUUUAAUGAAAAAAUGAAACUCAGCAAGAUGGCAAAAAGUCUUACCUAUGAGUUCUGA